Echinops telfairi (small Madagascar hedgehog) is the source of this 3546-nucleotide messenger RNA. It is a transcript of the gene EFL1, whose product is annotated as elongation factor like GTPase 1. Gene Ontology annotation, molecular function: GTP binding; ribosome binding; GTPase activity. Lineage: Eukaryota; Metazoa; Chordata; Mammalia; Afrosoricida; Tenrecidae. The transcript has 19 exons. Gene Ontology annotation, cellular component: ribonucleoprotein complex; cytosol. The record is from RefSeq and is a predicted model, not a curated record. The coding region runs from base 7 to 3417 and encodes 1136 amino acids. Gene Ontology annotation, biological process: cytosolic ribosome assembly.
UCUGUAAUGUACUUUGAAUUUUCAGUCACAGGCAAAGUAACCAUGGUGCUCAAUAGUUUGGAUAGGAUGAUUCAACUUCAGAGGAACACUGCCAACAUCAGGAAUAUCUGUGUUUUGGCUCAUGUUGACCACGGGAAAACUACCUUGGCUGACUGCCUUAUAUCUAGCAAUGGAAUCAUCUCCAGUCGCCUGGCAGGCAAGUUGCGGUACAUGGAUAGCAGAGAAGAUGAACAGGUCCGAGGGAUCACGAUGAAAUCCAGUGCCAUUUCACUGCAUUACAGAGAAGGUAGUGAGGAGUACCUGAUUAACCUGAUAGACUCUCCAGGACACGUGGAUUUCUCCUCGGAAGUAUCCACAGCCGUUCGCAUUUGUGAUGGGUGCAUCAUUGUGGUAGAUGCCGUGGAAGGAGUCUGUCCACAGACACAGGCAGUUCUACGGCAAGCCUGGCUUGAAAACAUCCGUCCAGUUUUAGUGAUUAAUAAGCUUGACCGCUUGAUAGUGGAGCUGAAAUUUACCCCACAGGAGGCCUAUUCUCACCUCAAGAAUAUUUUAGAACAGAUUAAUGCACUCACAGGAACACUUUUUACUUCUAAAGUCCUAGAAGAAAGAGCAGAGAGAGAGACUGAGGCCAAAAUGAAUCCCAGUUCUGAACAAGGAGAGCAGGUGUAUGAUUGGAGCACUGGCUUGGAGGACACAGACGAUUCGCACCUGUACUUCUCUCCAGAUCAGGGGAAUGUGGUGUUUACAAGUGCAAUAGAUGGGUGGGGCUUCGGAAUUGAGCACUUUGCCAAAAUCUACAGUAAAAAAAUUGGCAUCAAAAAGGAAGUUCUUUUGAAAACUCUGUGGGGAGAUUAUUAUAUAAAUAUGAAGGCUAAGAAGAUCGUGAAGGCCAAAGGAAAGAAACCUUUAUUUGUACAGUUGAUCCUGGAAAAUAUAUGGAGCUUGUAUGAUGCCGUCUUGAAAAAAGACAAAGAAAAAAUUGAUAAAAUAGUGACUUCUUUAGGAUUAAAAAUUGGAGCCCGAGAGGCACGUCAUUCAGAUCCUAAAGUUCAGAUCAAUGCCAUUUGCAGUCAGUGGCUCCCCAUAUCUCAGGCUGUUCUUGCUAUGGUGUGCCAGAAACUUCCUAGUCCCCUUGACAUUACAGCCGAGAGAGUGGAGAAGCUAAUGUGCACGGGAUCACAAGCGUUUGACUCUCUUCCUCCGGAAACGCAGGCACUGAAAGCAGCUUUUAUGAAAUGUGGAAGUGAAGACACAGCUCCAGUUAUUAUCUUUGUUUCCAAAAUGUUUGCAGUUGAUGCUAAGGCUUUACCUCAGAAUAAGCCCAGGCCUCUCUCUCAGGAAGAAAUUUCGCAGCGGCAUGAGCGCGCGAGACAAAGGCAUGCGGAGAAACUGGCCAUGGCACAGGGGCAGGCACCCGCGGAGCUCGCCCGCAAUGGGAGUGCCCCUGAAACAAGCCCCAAAGAAGAAGAGCCACAAGCAGGUGAUGAACAGCAGGCGGAGAAGAGUAUGAGCCCUAAAGCUGUGUCCCAGGAAGAAGAAAAUGACCCGGAGUCUUUCAUUGCCUUUGCUCGAGUGUUCAGUGGGGUUGCUCGAAGAGGAAAGAAGAUGUUUGUCCUGGGCCCCAAAUACAGCCCUGUUGAGUUUUUGCAGCAGGUACCCUUAGGCUUCUCAGCGCCACUUGAUGACCUCCCCCCAGUGCCCCACAUGGCGAACUGUACUCUGGAAAACUUGUAUCUCCUGAUGGGAAGAGAACUGGAAUAUCUAGAAGAGGUGCCUCCAGGAAACGUGCUAGGAAUAGGAGGCCUCCAAGACUCAGUGCUGAAAUCUGCAACACUGUGUAGUUUGCCAUCCUGUCCGCCCUUUAUACCACUCAGCUUUGAAGCCACCCCGAUUGUGAGGGUUGCUGUGGAACCGAAACACCCAAGCGAAAUGCCUCAGCUUGUCAAAGGAAUGAAGCUGUUAAACCAAGCCGAUCCCUGCGUCCAGAUUUUAAUCCAGGAAACGGGAGAGCAUGUUUUAGUCACUGCAGGGGAAGUCCACCUUCAAAGAUGCCUGGAUGACUUAAAAGAAAGGUUUGCAAAGAUUCAAAUUAGUGUAUCUGAACCCAUUAUCCCAUUCAGAGAAACGAUCACAAAGCCCCCCAAAGUUGACAUGGUCAAUGAAGAAAUAGGCAAACAACAAAAAGUUGCCGUCAUACAUCAAGCGAAAGAAGAUCAAAGCAGAAUCCCUGAAGGUGUCCAAGUUGACUCUGAUGGGCUUAUCACCAUGUCAACCCCCAAUAAACUUGCCACGCUCGGUGUGCGAGCCGUGCCCCUGCCCGAAGAGGUCACUCAGCUCCUGGAAGAAAACAGUGAUGUGAUCCGCUCGAUGGAGCAGUUGGCAUCGUCUUUGAGUGAGGACAGAAGUUCUCAGAUGAUUCACCAAAAGACCCAAGAGAAAAUUUGGGAAUUCAAAGGAAAACUAGAGCAACACCUAACAGGGAGAAAGUGGAGGAAUACUGUGGACCAAAUCUGGUCAUUUGGGCCAAGAAAAUGUGGACCCAACAUACUAGUGAACAGAAGCGAAGAUUUCCAGAACUCAGUGUGGCCAGACCCCGUCAGCAAAGCUUCAAAAGAAGCCUCUAAAUACCGAGAUUUGGGCAAUCCGAUCGUGAAUGGCUUUCAGCUAGCAACUCUCGCUGGUCCCAUGUGUGAGGAGCCUCUCAUGGGUGUCUGCUUUGUUCUGGAAAAAUGGGACUUAAGUAAAUUUGAGGAACAAGGAACAAACGAUAAGCAGAAUCAAGAGCAAAGUGAUGUGAAAGAGGGGCAGGGGGGCGCUGGAACUUGCUCUGGUGAAGGGGACCGUCAAGGGCUGCCAGGGGGCUGCUCUGAGAUGAGGCCUGUCCCGCCAGGAGAAGCUGCGCUCCCUGACUGCUACGGCCCCUUUUCUGGACAGCUGAUUGCCACCAUGAAAGAAGCGUGCCGCUACGCACUGCUUGUGAAACCUCAGCGCCUGAUGGCGGCUAUGUACACGUGCGACAUCAUGGCCACUGGCGAUGUGCUCGGUCGGGUCUAUGCUGUCUUGUCAAAGAGAGAAGGCCGCGUGCUUCAAGAAGAAAUGAAGGAAGGCACGGACAUGUUCAUCAUCAAGGCUGUGCUGCCUGUGGCCGAGAGCUUUGGCUUCGCUGAUGAAAUCAGGAAGAGGACGAGUGGCCUGGCCAGCCCGCAGCUGCUUUUCAGCCACUGGGAGAUCAUUCCCAGCGACCCCUUCUGGGUGCCGACCACCGAGGAAGAGUACCUGCAUUUUGGAGAAAAGGCUGAUUCCGAGAACCAGGCCCGGAAGUACAUGAACGCAGUGCGCAAGCGGAAAGGUCUGUAUGUGGAGGAAAAGAUUGUGGAGCACGCAGAAAAGCAGAGGACACUCAGCAAAAAUAAGUAACUGCCCUGGAGGAGCCGUGAGCACGCCCACCCGCCCAGACAUCUGUGAGACCGGCUCUGUCCGCGUGCUUCUUUCUGACCCCUGGGCAUUCCCUCCAAAUAAAGCUAAGCCUCUGCGUGCGUGAGAGAA